Frankliniella occidentalis (western flower thrips) is the source of this 930-nucleotide messenger RNA. Its product is annotated as UPF0547 protein C16orf87 homolog. Bases 245 to 727 code for a protein of 160 amino acids. NCBI's taxonomy places the organism in Eukaryota, Metazoa, Arthropoda, Insecta, Thysanoptera, Thripidae. The record is from RefSeq and is a predicted model, not a curated record. The transcript has a single exon.
UGUCGGUGUGUCGUCUGUGAUUAUUGUUUAUUUGAUGAGUCUGGUUUGAAAUGUUUACGGUUUUGCCCAGCACAUGAUAUUUCGCCGUUCAUCCGAAAUGUGUGUAUGAAACAAGUUUCAGUUUGAUCUCGGAGGAUAGCAUUUUCAUGCGUAAUACUCUUCACAGAGACUUUAAACUAAGUUAAAGUUCAAGGAAAGUCUAACCCUUGUACGACCCGCAGUCAUCAAGUUAAAAUCGUUAAUUAUGCCUCCCAAAAAUAAAAUGACCACCAAGGUGUGUCCUGACUGCGACACACCUUGUGCAGUUGCUUGCAAAACAUGUAGCUGUGGUUAUUCAUUUUACCACUCAAAGCGUAGUGAUGGACCGUCAUCUACUGCCACUUCAGCUGAUCAACCAGAACAGGAUGGCGUACGACAAAGAAGAACGCAGAGAAUUAAAGAGAAACCCAACUAUUAUGAUGCUACUGAAUUUAUGAAAGAGAAACGCAAACGUCGACGGAGGAAUGAUGACCAGUAUGAACUGCGUAGAGGAAAAGAGCCAGCAAAUCCUACUGGUGCAUUGCAAAGACGUAAGAAGCGAAAGGGAGUAAAAGGUACCCAAAAGGAAGAGGAGGAAGAAGAGGAAGUUCUUCCCAUUGGCAUCUCACCAGCAAAGACUGCGCAGUGUGAAGUUAUACUUGCUGAUUUAAAUAGGAGAAUACAAUCAACAGCUGUUAGAAUACGAUAAAAAUAUGAAAUCUAUAGAAUUUUUAUAAUUUUAUAUCUACCCUAGUUUUAAUGACAACUAUUUUAAAAUAGCUUUGAAAUGUGUAUUGUUUUAUGUGUGUUUUCAAAUUUCUUGGGAAAUUUUUGUGUAAGCUAGUUACUGUAAUAAAAAGUAGGUUUAAUAAAUUAUUUGUUUAAAACAAGCAAGUAUUCUUUACAUAUAAA